This is a messenger RNA of Arabidopsis arenosa, 701 nucleotides long. NCBI's taxonomy places the organism in Eukaryota, Viridiplantae, Streptophyta, Magnoliopsida, Brassicales, Brassicaceae. The record is from the annotation of a GenBank genome assembly.
CAAACUCUAUUAGGGUACGCCGUGCAGAGUUAGUUUACUCACGAAACAGAGGAUUUGAUUCCAAUACCAAUCAGCUUGAAGCAAAACUCGAUCCAUGGCGAUUGCAAUCUGUGUCAACAACCAAAAGCUGUGAAGGCCAACGGCUUCAAAGGUUCUAAUGAUGGAAGAAGCAUUAACGGAAACCGCACCGCCCUUCCCAGAAAGCUGCUACUCUCUCCCGAACCCUAAAGGCACAUCUUCAGAGACAUUUUCAGACAUUGGUGAUGGGACCAACAGGAUUGGACAAGAUUGCUCAAAAGAUGAUAUUGUUCUCUUUCAAGGCUCAACAAAUCCACUUCCAAGUGGAGUUCCUUCAUAUACAGUUGAGAUCUUCAACUCUUGUGUCUCAGAUUGCAAUAUCGCUGAGAUCCACGUCAGUUGUGGCUGGUUCAGCUCGGUCCGACUGGUUAACCCUCGAGUUUUCAGGCGACUCGACUACGACGAUUGUCUAGUCAACGACGGUCAACCUCUUGGUCCUGGACAGACACUCUCCUUUCAAUAUGCUAACAGCUUCUCUUACCCUCUCUCUGUUGCUUCAGUCUCUUGCUUCUGAUUUUAGAAAUAUUUUGGUAUUGUACUUCAUGUAGUGGAUUAGAUUCUAACUUCAUGUAGCAGUUGAACAAUGUUGCUAAUGUUAUUUUCAAGAAAAAGUUAAUUGGUUU